AGUUAAACACUGAUUAACACACAGACUGUAUACCUGAAGCGGACAGUGUUGAGAAGAGUACAGCAGGAUGACUGAAAAAAAGCUGGAUGUCAAAUACAAACCUGGCCUACAGAUAUGGACUAUAAAUGAUAUGAAAAUGGUUCCUGUGCCAGAGCAGGCAUUUGGGAAUUUCUUUGAAGGAGACUGCUACGUGGUUCUCUAUGGAGGACCAGAGAAUAUUCGCUCCAUGGAUAUUCAUUACUGGAUAGGGAACGGCUCGUCUCAGGAUGAGCAGGGUGCCGCGGCGAUCUACGUAACGCAGCUGGAUGAGGGUUUGGGUGGCAGCCCUGUGCAGCACCGAGAGGUUCAGGGCAGUGAAUCAGCCAAGUUUAAAAGUUACUUCAAAAAUGGCAUAAUAUAUAAAAAGGGAGGUGUGGCGUCAGGGUUCAAACACGUCGAGACCAACGUCUAUGACAUUCUGCGUCUCCUGCACGUCAAAGGCCGGAAGGAUGUCACCGCCAUGGAGGUUGAGGUGUCGUGGACGAGCUUCAACACUGGGGACGUCUUUCUGCUGGACAUGGGUAAAAACAUUGUGCAGUGGAACGGCCCUCAGAGCAACAGACAGGAGAGACUGAAGGGAUGUUUGCUAGCUCAGGACAUCAGGGACAGAGAGAGAGGAGGGCGAACACAGAUCGGAAUAAUAGAGGGGGAUAAAGAGGAAGCCUCUCCUGAGCUGAUGAAGGUCAUGAUAUCUGUACUGGGCCAGAGAACUGGACAAUUGAAAAAUCCCGUCCCUGACGACACACCGAAUCAAUCUCAGAGUGCUAAUGUCAAACUUUACCAGGUAUCAGACUCCAGUGGUAAGCUGGUAAUACAGGAGGUGGCCGCUAGUCCACUGACCCAAAACCUUCUGCAUUCUGACGACUGCUACAUUGUAGAUAAUGGAGGUGUCUCCUUGGCAGUGUGGAAAGGAAAGAAGGCUAAUGAACAGGAGAGGCGUUCAGCCCUUCAAAACGCGGUGGGAUUUAUAAAAGCCAAAAACUAUCCCGCCAGUACUCAUGUGGAAGUGAUGAAUGAAGGUGCAGAGUCUGCCAUGUUUAAACAACUCUUUAAAUCCUGGAAAGAUGCAGGGCAAUCCCAGGGCCUGGGGAACACCUACACCAGGGGAAAGAUAGCUAAAGUAGACCAGGUGAAAUUUGACGUCAUGGAACUGCAUGCUGAGCCUAAACUGGCCGCGCAGGAGCGGAUGGUGGACGAUGCUUCUGGAGAAGUGCAGAUUUGGCGUGUCGAGCACUUGGAGCUUCAGGAGGUACCGCGCAGUACUUAUGGCCAGUUUUAUGGAGGAGACUGUUAUUUAGUGCUCUAUACCUACAACAGAGCCAGCAAGCCGCAGUACAUUCUCUACAUGUGGCUGGGUCGCCAUGCCACACAAGACGAGAUAACUGCGUGUGCAUACCAAGCAGUGAAUGUAGAUAAUCAAUAUAAUGGAGCUCCAGUCCAGGUCAGGGUGACCAUGGGCAAAGAGCCGCGCCAUUUUCUGGCCAUCUUUAAAGGGAAACUCAUCAUCUAUGAGGGUGGAACAGGCAGACCGGGCGUGGUAAACCCUGAUCCCGGUGCUAGGCUUUUCCAGGUUAGAGGAACAGAUGACAUGAAUACUAAGGCUACAGAGGUGCCAGCAAGAGCCUCUUCUCUCAACAGCAACGAUGUCUUUCUUCUGAAAACGAAAAGCAUGACGUACAUCUGGUACGGAAAGGGCUGCAGUGGUGAUGAGCGUGAAAUGGGGAAGAUUGUGGCUGACGUACUUUCAAAGGAGGACAAGCAGCCAGUGAUGGAAGGCCAAGAACCGGCACAGUUCUGGGUAGCUCUGGGUGGAAAAGCACCAUACGCCAGUGACAAGAGGCUUGAGAAGGCGUCGCCAGUGCACACUCCCCGUCUUUUUGAGUGUUCUAACCAGACAGGCCAAUUCCGUCUGACCGAGGUAGCUAAUUUCACCCAGGACGACCUGGAUGAGGACGAUGUCAUGAUGCUCGAUACAUGGGAUGAGGUUUUCCUGUGGAUUGGCAAUUCUGCCAACCAGUUUGAGAUCCAGGAGUCACAAAACAAUGCAUUAGAUUAUCUGAGGACCCAUCCAGCAGGUCGUGACCGUGAUACCCCCAUCAUCUCGGUGAAACAGGGUUAUGAGCCUCCUACAUUCACAGGAUGGUUCAACGCUUGGGACACUUACAAAUGGAGUGGAGGACAGUCGUACGAGGAGAUGAAGAGUAAACUGGCUGCCUCGGGAUCAGUUUCACAGAUCACGGUGAACAUGAACAACACAGCCUUGAACAGGAAGUCGAUGGGUGGAGAAUCGGUCAGCAGUGCCCCUGGUGGACCCAUUGAAAUCUCCUCUCAGUCUCCCAAACCCCCGAAUCUUCGACCCCUGCGUGGUAAUGCACCUUCUGUAAAAUCUCCAAGCUCAGCUACUUUGAGUCCGGAGCAGCUGAUCAAUAAGAAUCCCAGUGAGCUUCCUCAGGGAUUCGACCCCAGCAAGCGAGAGGAGUAUCUAAACGAUCCAGACUUUGAGAGUCUUCUCGGCUGCACGAGAAAUGAUUUCCAGCGUUUGCCGAAGUGGCGCCAAAGCGAUCUGAAGAAGAAAGCUGGGCUUUUAUAAUUUAACUAAACAAUUCAAAAGAAACAUUUUCUUCUAAUGGGAAUAGCUGGCUAUAAAAAAAUAAUACAUUACAAACAUUCUUAAAAUGCUUUUUAGAGAAACACCUGAUCAUAUUCCUGCGACUUAUAUCAAAUC
Messenger RNA from Clarias gariepinus (North African catfish), 2764 nucleotides. RefSeq names its product villin-like (gene vill). The coding region runs from base 68 to 2629 and encodes 853 amino acids. The record is from RefSeq and is a predicted model, not a curated record. Gene Ontology annotation, molecular function: actin filament binding; phosphatidylinositol-4,5-bisphosphate binding. The transcript has 20 exons. Lineage: Eukaryota; Metazoa; Chordata; Actinopteri; Siluriformes; Clariidae. Gene Ontology annotation, cellular component: actin cytoskeleton; cytoplasm. Gene Ontology annotation, biological process: barbed-end actin filament capping; actin filament severing; cytoskeleton organization.